Kickxella alabastrina is the source of this 1240-nucleotide messenger RNA. RefSeq lists its product as uncharacterized. The coding region runs from base 345 to 902 and encodes 185 amino acids. Gene Ontology annotation, molecular function: 2 iron, 2 sulfur cluster binding; ferroxidase activity; iron chaperone activity. Gene Ontology annotation, cellular component: mitochondrion. The transcript has a single exon. Gene Ontology annotation, biological process: iron incorporation into metallo-sulfur cluster; intracellular iron ion homeostasis. NCBI's taxonomy places the organism in Eukaryota, Fungi, Kickxellomycota, Kickxellomycetes, Kickxellales, Kickxellaceae. The record is from RefSeq and is a predicted model, not a curated record.
AAACCUUGAAGAAAAUAUAAAAGUUUUUUAUUUUCCUUUGGGUUUUGUGACUUUGGUAUGCAAAAUUCAUGCACUAUUCCGCUGGCGUCACUCCCAGCAAUGCUGUAGUGCAGCGAAACAAAAAUGAAUUUUGAUCGGUUGAUAAAUUAAUCGUUUGGGCUGAUCCAGCUCCCACAGCGACAAAUAUUAUUCCCAUCAUCAAGGCUCAACGCAGUUGCUGCUACUGCUUGCCAAGGCGCGCCCGACUCUCAUCUGCAUUUGGCCCUCAUACAACCCCUUCCUUCUUUUAUACUCUCUUUGCUCGCCCCAUUCGUAUAACCUCAUUUUGUCCUUAAUCAGCAGAAAUGCACACCCAAAUUGCACGCAUGUUCGCUUCAACCGGCGCACGCAGGGCCAUGGUUUCCAUGGUCAGCAGGGCGUCACCAUUCACACGAAUCACUCACACAGCGCUACGCGCCCCGUCAUCACCCAUACACCAGCGGUCGCCACUGAGCACUACCCGCAGCCUCCUUCAACAAUCUCCCACCACCCCAAACACCUACACCAUGAGCACACUGGACGAAGCCAAGUACCAUGAUGUAUCAACGCAAGCAAUGGAAUCCUUGACCGAGUUUCUCGAGGACAUGGGCGAUGAAAUGGAUAUCACCGAUUACGAUAUCGAGUACACCAGCGGCGUACUGACCUUGCGGUUGGGCGAGAAGGGCGGCACGUAUGUUAUUAAUAAGCAGCCACCGAAUAAGCAGAUUUGGUUGUCGUCGCCGUUCAGUGGGCCGGAGAGAUACGAUUAUGACAUGGAGAAGGGCGCGUGGUUCUGUAGGCAUAGCGGUGAGAGCCUGGGCACUUUGCUUGGCCGCGAGAUCUCCCAGGCUUUGGGUGUUUCGAUUGAGGUUCCAAUUAAAUAAACAAAAAACAUACACAGGGGGUCUUUUGGAGAUCAGAACAAUAUGAAAGCGGAAAGUGUAUCGACAUAUACAUUCUCUGGAUGAUGGCUCGAUCGAUAGAGACCGAGCCGGCAAUUUAACUGCCGAUUCGCGGCUCGGAUGCUCACAGCUCGGAAGGGCAUAAAGAAAAAAUUUGGUGCUCAACAAUUUUUUUCUCAGUUUCUCAGUUUCAGUCUAGACUGAGUCACCAACAAUUUUUUUUUCCAGCUAAGAAAAAAAGAAAAACAGAAAAAGCUAUAAAUUGCAGACUAUUCGGCUGUCGGGUCUUCACAAUCUUUUUUCGAUCGAGAGAGGGAGGA